This is a messenger RNA of Pristis pectinata (smalltooth sawfish), 3950 nucleotides long. Its product is annotated as low density lipoprotein receptor adapter protein 1-like. The record is from RefSeq and is a predicted model, not a curated record. NCBI's taxonomy places the organism in Eukaryota, Metazoa, Chordata, Chondrichthyes, Rhinopristiformes, Pristidae. The transcript has 9 exons. The coding region runs from base 315 to 1274 and encodes 319 amino acids.
UGCCGAGCCGAACGACGCUGAUGUAAGCCAGAGUGAGGCAAAUUGAACCGAGCUAAGCUGUGUUGAGCCAAACGGAUGCGAGCCGGGAGCUAGUGCGAGCUGAGCCCAGUGACUUGAGUCGGGUCAGGCCGAGUGAAACUGAACUGAGUCGUGCUGAAGGGAUUGGAGUUAAUGCGACCGCGCCCCUGCAUUGCUGCCCUCGCUCGGCUGAGAGCGGCGGCGGCUGCCGCCUGUCAGUCAUUCACUCAGGGGCGCCGAGCCGGGCACGCCGCUCCAGACUCUGCUUACCCCAAACUACUUUGCACUCGCCAACUAUGGACGCGUUAAAAUCGGCUGGCAGAGCGCUGAUCCGGAGCCCCAGUAUUAGCCGACACAGCUGGGGCUUGGUCAGGCACCACAAGUUGUCAGAAAACUGGACUGACACAAAAGAAACCUUACAAGAAGGGAUGGCCUUUCACCUUAAAUACCUUGGUGUGACGGCAGUGGACCAGCCUAAAGGGGAAGGGAUGGCGGCUGCAGCCAUUAGGCGGAUAAUUACUGUGGCCAAGGCAAGUGGAAAGAAAUUCCUCAAAGUUACCCUGACUGUUUCACCUCGAGGGAUAAUGUUGGAAGACACAAUAACCAAUGAACUUAUAGAAAAUGUCUCCAUCUACAGAAUAUCAUACUGCACUGCAGACAAGACUCAGGACAAGGUAUUUGCAUAUAUUGCUCAGAGCCAGCUAAAUGAGACAUUGGAAUGUCAUGCAUUUCUGUGUCCGAAGAAAAAAAUUGCACAAGCUGUGACCUUAACGGUUGCUCAGGCCUUCAGAGUUGCGUUUGACCUUUGGGAAGUAGCACAAGAGGAAAAAUGUAAAAAGACUCGUGAGCUAUGUAACAGUCCUGAAACCUCAGCCCUUAAUGGAGCAACACGAUAUGUAGAGCCAGAUGCAACCACAGCAAAGGAUCAUACAAUAAACCAAGUCCAGAAUCCAUUUAUUUCACAAGCCGAAAUUCAUCUCGGUAUCACAAGGCAAAGCAGUCCAUCCUGUGGAUCCCCUUCACACACUCUCUCUUGGGCAAAGGACGACGGUCUUGAUGAUGCCUUUUCAAGACUUGCUGAGUCUCGAACAAACAAACAGUGCAAGAAUAUCUCCGAUUUUCAGGAUUCUCAGGUAAAGAAGACGCACCUAUCUGCCACGGACACUAGCAAAGUGCACUCAUCCCUUACAGACUUAAGCACAGGAGACUCGUCACCAUGCCUCUCAGUUCAGGCAGAACUGCCACUCUCCCAUUGACUUGAAUGUCAUUCUACUUACAGUAAAUUGGGCUUGGUUUUAGAAUACAAGAGGGAAGAGCUGGAGGGAAAUGUACUGCUUCAGUGUGCUGGAAAAUAAGCAGCUUUUUCUAAUUCAUUUUGAUGCCUUAACAAUAACUAACCAGAUUUGUUUUUUUUUAAAAAAAGUGUGCUUAGUUUUGACCCUAUAUUUACAUGCAGCAACUGCAUUCACUUUUUCAACAACCAUAUUAGUGAUUGAUUGAAUGACAUUUCAGUAGCUUGUGAAAAACUGCUGAAAAAGGCAGAGGAUGGGGGCAGUAUUACAAAAUAUAAACAAUGGCUUUUCCACCUCUAUCUGGCAGAGUGCAUGAGGGGCAGACACGUGGCUGUGUUGCACAUGGUCAAACAAAGUGGAAAUUUCCAAAUAGGAUUCCCAUUUAUUGUGACUAGUCAGCAAUUUCACAAGUGGUAGUCAAAGAAGUGCAGCCUUAGUUGCUUAACAGCUGCUAUAUGUGAUCGGGUUACUGUUGGCCUGAGGAGAGCAGGGCGAAAGCCUGAUGGAAACCCAGAUGCACCACUAUUUUUCCCUUUGAUCUGCUGCUACUGUUAGUAAUGAGAAAUUUCUAGUCAUAAAAUUUCUUUUGCAUGCCUACCAUUUUUAUGCUCUGGAAACAAAGACUGAUAGACUUCAUUCAAAUACAAAUUGGAUAUAUUUAUGACAUCUUUCAAGUAGAGAGUGGGAGAAAGGCAACUUACAUUUAUUUCCCAAAGCUUUGCACCAUUGGGGUUUAUCUUGUGUCAUUUCUGAGUCAGUUGUAGAUUUAAUGGAGAGAUAUUUUGCUUUAGUCAGUCAACAAUUCUGUUAGAUUCUGAUGCAGGUGAAUGUAUGAUUCUACUAACCAAGUUUACUGGGCUGAUAGUUAUUAUACAAUUACUGGCAUGACUGGAACAGAAACUGCUAAUUUUAUGGUAAACUGUUUACCUCUAGUGUCAUUGACAAUUAAUCUACCACCUCCUAUUGUACUGAAAAAGAAACAGCCACUACAAUGCAUUCCUGCACAAAAAUAUGCAGGAUUCAGCACUAACAACCCUUGACUAGAAGCUAGCUAUGAGAUUGUCCACUGCUGUUUCCACCUACUGCUAUACAAAUUGAAUUAUCAAUCUACAAGUUCAAUAUGAUUUUGGCUGCAGAUUGAUUAUCAAUAUUUUGGAAUGUUUGAAAUAAUUGUGGUAGCUUUUGUUGAAGAUGAAUGUAGUUUUGAGACUGUAAACAAGUCUUUUCAUUUGAUUUUACUUUGAAUGAUAUGCAUUUCUUUAUCAGAAUGUGUAUAUUUCUCAAACUCAUACUUUAAUAUCAUUAUUGAUGGUUAAACAAAGAAUAGUUACAGAAAAUUGGUGUUAAGUUUGUACCUGUUGGACUUAUCAUUGGAGAAUGAUGUGUACAUUGUGCUAUGCUGUGCAUCUGUGGGGGAAAAAGUGAAUUGUUAUAAAUAUGCUGGUACAAAGAGGGUCCAUCAUUGGAGACAAUAUGGUUUGAGUCACUUUUAAAAGUAUAAAUUUUUAUCAUGUUUUAAUCUAAUUUUCACAGUGCAGCAUGCUCUCAAAUCUGUUUGUGAAGUAUUGUGAUCACUCAUACAAUGCCACAAUACUGAAAUAUUAUAGUUUGAAAAUAAUCAGGAAGUUAUUUCUCUGCAUGCAAGUGUUAUUCAAAACUAAAUAUUUCAACUUUGAUAGCUUUGUAGUAUCUUCACGUUAAAGAUUUUUGCCACAUUCAAGAUUGAAAGUUUUCAAUACCAUAUCAGAGUGAAUCUAGAUCACAAAAGGACUGAUCUUUGAUCAAUGUAAAAGAUUUAAAUUUAAGAAAAUUAUUUCUGGAUGGGAAGGAUCCAAAGACACAAGCUUCACCUGGACAUAUUAUUGCAUAAUACAUUAUUCCAGAUAACAGCACUUGUGGUUCCCUUUGAAUUAUAACUGAAAAUGCUGCAGAUUUUUUUUUAAACCAGCAACAACUUUGAAGAAUGCUACUUUUACAAUUAAUGUUCAAUAACAAAUCAACAUUAGUGCAAUGCCAUGUCUUUUUGUUAAACUCAUUUUGUUUUACUACAGUUGACAGACCUAUAUUAGUACAAAAUAUUUUGACCCACCUUCAUUGUAUUUAAUUGAUAUUGUGUGGUGGAUUCUGCCUGACCUUGGCACUGUGGGUUUUGGUGCUUUAUACUGGUGCACUGAAAAUGCUGGCAGCAGUGACUUACUUGUUUAAAGAGCAACUGAAUGGGAUUGGUGCAGAAUACUGGAUAUAAUUUAAUAUAAAAUGAAAUAAUUUAUUGUUGUUAUGGAUCUUACUGACAAAAUGUGAUAUAAUUUAUAUUACCAUAAUAGAAUUCUUAAUUUCCAGAUGAAUUAGUACUGAUUGGAUUAUUUGGGGUUGACCUGUGCCAUUUAAAAGGAAAAAUAAAUCUUAAAAUGUUAACAUUAGGUUUGUUUAUAGUCUUACAUUAAUUCAAAUCAAGCAGCUGUUCUUUGAAAUAAUUGAGUGGAGGUAGAAAUUAAGACAGUUAAUAAUUUUAGCAGAAGGAUGUUUGCACUUGAUUGUUGCUAUGCAAACAAUGCUUAUUCUGAGUGCAGUAUAUGUAAACACUGUUAUACAGCAUUUAGUUUGGACUACAGUCUCUUUCUCUCCCCCCCCCCCCCCCCC